This is a messenger RNA of Helicoverpa armigera (cotton bollworm), 988 nucleotides long. RefSeq lists its product as uncharacterized. Lineage: Eukaryota; Metazoa; Arthropoda; Insecta; Lepidoptera; Noctuidae. The record is from RefSeq and is a predicted model, not a curated record. Bases 20 to 988 code for a protein of 322 amino acids. The transcript is spliced from 2 exons.
AACGAGCCGCAGCACACGGAUGCGCAGCGGGAAUGAUAUGGAUUAUAGUGCAUGUCAAUCUUCUGGAUCACUGGAUGCCCUAGAGAGAUGCCCCCUGUGCCCCCAAGCUCGUUUCUUCAGAGGUCGACACCUGGUCACAGCCAUAGGCUCCUUCAGGAGCGGCUCCGCAGGCGGCCUCGAUGGCUUGAGUCCGCAACACCUGAAGGAUCUCACCUGCCCAAGCGCCGGGGAAGCAGGUGAGUCGCUCUUGAAGGAGCUUACGGCUCUGACCAACCUUAUGCUCUCCGGCAAGGUGGACGAAACCGUCAUAGACGUUUUGUAUGGAGCAAACCUCUGUGCUUUGCGCAAGAAGGAUGGCGGUAUUCGUCCAAUUGCCGUGGGGACCACUUAUCGUCGUAUGGCAGCCAAAAUCUGCUGUAAAUUUUAUAGUGAGGACGUUUCGGAAAAAUUUCAGCCCCUGCAGCUAGGUUAUGGCUCGAAAGGGGGCUGCGAGGCUGCCGUACACGCCCUGUCGACCUACCUAAAUUAUGGGAACGGAGAUGUCAUCUUGAAGGUUGACAUUAAGAACGCAUUCAACUCGGUGAACAGGGACACCUUGCUGGCAGAAGCCAAAAAAGAAAUACCCCAAAUUUUUAGUUUCCUCUGGCAGUGCUAUAGACAUCCAACCAAAUUACUUUAUCGGGACAACCUAUUAGAAUCCGCUGUUGGCUGUCAACAAGGUGAUCCCCUCGGGCCUGUGAUCUUUAGUUUGGCAAUUAACCCAAUAAUUCGGCAACUAAAUUCUGAAUUUAACGUCUGGUAUCUCGACGAUGGGACCCUGGGAGGCAACAGAGAUACCGUACUUAAUGAUUUCAUUUUCCUAAGAGACAAACUCCAUAACAUUGGCCUUGACCUAAACAUUUCCAAAUGCGAACUCUUUAUAUCUGACACAACCGACAGACAGACGACACUCCAAAAAUUUAACGCAGUAGCCGAUGGCAUAAAAUAA